Loxodonta africana (African savanna elephant) is the source of this 3464-nucleotide messenger RNA. It is a transcript of the gene GLB1L, whose product is annotated as galactosidase beta 1 like. NCBI's taxonomy places the organism in Eukaryota, Metazoa, Chordata, Mammalia, Proboscidea, Elephantidae. Gene Ontology annotation, biological process: carbohydrate metabolic process. The coding region runs from base 1480 to 3408 and encodes 642 amino acids. The transcript is spliced from 16 exons. Gene Ontology annotation, cellular component: vacuole. The record is from RefSeq and is a predicted model, not a curated record. Gene Ontology annotation, molecular function: beta-galactosidase activity.
AGGGGUCCCACCUGGCCUUCAAGACGCAGGCACUCGAGCCAAAGGGGAGCAAAACCGGGCCCGGCCCUAGGCCCCCAGGACCUCCAUCUCCCAAUGCCCGAGGUAGGGGGUCUCAUACCUCCCGCGCUCUGGGGCCAGAAAGCGGCCGUCUACUGUACAACCCGGGGACACAGGGAGAAGCAGGUGCUCGCGGUCUGGACUGCUGGAGCUGUGAGCUCUGAAGCCACACAACCUCCAGGGCUCUGGCCCGGAUCCCACCACUCUAGGCUUAGUGGUUAAGAUCAGACUCGUGAACCAGACUGCCAGGGUCUAAAUCCGAACUGAACAGCCUACUAGCUGUGUGACCUCGGGCAAGUUACUUAACGUCUCUGAGCCUCACUUUCCCUAGUCUUUAUCCUUCAGCCUUUCUAUCUCAUUGCACAGCGAACAUCUGGGAUACAGGCAGUAGUCCCAAAGGUUGUAUGGUGCCUAUGGUUACCUGCCUGAACCAUGAAGCCAGACUGCUGAGUUCAAAUCCCAGUGCUACUAAACUAGUGUGUAACUAUGAACAGGUUACUUAAUAUUUCUGUCCCUCAAUUUCCUCAUCUGUAAAAUGGGGAUGAUAAUUAUCUACCUCAGAGUUCUUUGAGGAUUAAAUGAGAUAUGAAGUGCUUAGCAUAAUAUCUAACACAUAGCCUUCAGUAAGUGUUAAAAAAAACAAUAACGGUAAUUAUUACUAAUUACCCUGGUCCUCACAUCCCAGGCUUGGGACUGUGAGGGCAGGAGGAAUGGAGACUGACAAAUUCCCAAAUCUUGGCACCAAGCAGUUAUUCUUAAAAUCUCUUGCUCAGGCAGGCAGGGAUGAACUGGGAGAGUGGGAUGGGGAUAAGAUGGAAUGAAUGGCCAGGAUGGACCCUUCUUCUCAAACAGGGCUUUCCAGGAGAAACAUCCCUUUUGUAACCUGGUUCUCCGUUUUCAUACCCCGAUCAUGGGGAAGAUUGUCUGAGGUUUCCCUUAGUUCUGAACAGGCGUUAGCCCCUGGUUCUGACAUUCAUUCGUCUAUAUUUAACCUGCUGUGUGUCCACUCUGAAGGAUUUAAGAUGGACCAGGCACUGCUUGCCUUUAGGGAGUUAUUCUAGUAGAGCUGUGAUUCUCAGUCUUGAAUGUGUUUAGGGUCUCCUGAGGAUGUUGUUAAAAUACAAAUUCUGGUUCCAUAGGUCUGAGAAAGGACCUGAGAUUCUGUAUUUCUAACUAGCUCCCAGGUUAUGCUGACGAAGCUGGUCCGAUGGAUUGCACUUUGAGUAGCAAGAUAUAGAGGAUUUUACAAUCUAGUAGAGUGGCAGGUGGCUGCAGGCUGGAGACAAAAGUCCAGGGUAAUCUUCUGGCAACUUGGGGUGGUCUCCGCCCCCUUGCUCACUGAGGUUCCCUCCCAGGAAUCCCACGUGACGGUUGGACCUCAGUCUCAAAACUAGGAGCCCUGCAAGCGCCGUGGCUCCCAAGAUGCCGCCCUGCCUUCUCUCUCUGCUGCUGCCGUUCCUGACGCUGCUGCUGCCCCAGGCAGACACUCGGUCUUUCGUAGUGGAUCGGGAUCAUAACCGGUUCCUCCUGGACGGGGUUCCGUUCCGCUAUGUAUCUGGCAGCCUGCACUACUUCCGGGUACCGCGGGUGCUUUGGGCAGACCGGCUUUUCAAAAUGCGAAUGAGCGGCCUUAACGCCAUACAGUUUUACGUGCCUUGGAACUACCAUGAGCCAGAGCCUGGGGUCUAUAACUUUAAUGGCAGCCGGGACCUCACUGCGUUUCUGAAUGAGGCAAAUAAGGCGAACUUGUUGGUCAUACUGAGACCAGGACCUUAUAUUUGUGCAGAGUGGGAGAUGGGGGGUCUCCCAUCCUGGUUGCUUCGAAAACCUAAAAUUCAUCUGAGAACCUCAGAUCCAGACUUCCUUGCUGCAGUGGACUCCUGGUUUCAUGUCUUGCUGCCCAAGAUAUAUCCAUGGCUGUACCACAAUGGGGGCAACAUCAUUAGCAUUCAGGUGGAGAAUGAAUAUGGUAGUUAUAAGGCCUGUGAUUUCAGCUACAUGAGGCACCUGGCUGGGCUCUUCCGUACAAUACUGGGAGACAAGAUCUUGCUCUUUACCACUGAUGGGCCUGAAGGACUCAAAUGUGGCACCCUCCAGGGACUCUAUACCACUGUAGAUUUUGGCCCAGCCGACAACAUGACCAAAAUCUUUAACCAGCUUCGGAAGUAUGAACCCCAUGGGCCAUUGGUAAACUCUGAGUACUACACAGGCUGGCUGGAUUACUGGGGCCAGAAUCAUUCCACACGGUCCAUUCCAGCUGUAACCAAGGGACUAGAGAACAUGCUGAAGUUGGGAGCCAGUGUGAACAUGUACAUGUUCCAUGGAGGUACCAACUUUGGAUACUGGAAUGGUGCUGAUGAGAAAGGGUACUUCCUUCCAAUUACUACCAGCUAUGACUACGAUGCACCCCUCUCUGAAGCAGGAGACCCCACACCUAAGCUUUUUGCUCUUCGGAAUGUCAUCAGCAAGUUCCAGGAAAUUCCCUUGGGACCCUUACCUCCCCCCAGCCCCAAGAUGAUGCUUGGACCUUUGACUCUGCACCUGGAUGGAAGUUUGCUGGCAUUCCUAGACUUCCUAUGCCCCCAAGGGCCCAUCCGUUCAAUCUUGCCGAUGACCUUUGAGGCUGUCAAGCAGGACCAUGGCUUUGUGUUGUACCGGACCCAUCUGGUCAAUACCUUUACAGAGCCGACAUCCUUCUGGGUGCCAAAUGAUGGACUCCAUGACCGUGCCUACGUGAUGGUGAAUGGGGUGUUUCAGGGUGUUUUGGAACGAAACAUGAAACACAGAUUAUUUUUGACGGGGAAAAUGGGGGACAAACUGGAUGUCUUGGUGGAAAACAUGGGGAGGCUCAGUUUUGGGUCUAACAGCAGUGACUUCAAGGGCCUGUUAGAGCCACCACUUAUGGGGCACGUAGUCCUUACCCAGUGGCUCAUAUUCCCUCUGAAAAUUGAUAGUCUUGUAAAGUGGUGGUUUCCUAUCCAGUUGCCGAAAAGAUCACAACCUUCAACUUCCUCUGGCCCCACCUUCUACUCUGCAUCGUUUCCAAUUUUAGGCUCAGUCGGGGACACAUUUCUGUAUCUACCUGGAUGGUCCAAGGGCCAAGUCUGGAUCAAUGGGUUUAACUUGGGCCGGUACUGGACAAAACGGGGGCCACAACAGACCCUCUAUGUGCCAAGACCCCUGCUAUUUCCUAGGGGAACAUUCAACAAAAUCACAGUGCUGGAGCUAGAAAAUGUGCCUCCUAGGCCCCAAAUCCAAUUUCUGGACAAGCCUAUCCUCAAUAGCACCUUGUAUAGGACAUACCUCUAUUCCUUCUCAGCUGGUGAACAAAUGGAGUUAAGUGGGCACUGAAAGAAAGGUAACCCUUGUACCUGGGACAUGGAGUGGUCAGGAUCCCUUGGUGCUGG